CCUCACUAGUUUACUUUAGUAAGCGAAUUUUCCGAGCAUCCACUGAACGCAGCAAUAUUCUCACCGGGUGCCGACUCUUCAGAAAGUCCUACUACAUCACCUCCCUACAGGAAAACGUACUACUAAAUAGCAGCAAUGAAUGUAUCACAUGAAAUAAACCUGCUGGUGGAGGAGAUUCAGCGACUUGGCAGCCAAAAUGCAGAUGGUAAGACCAGCGUGAAGUUCGGGGUCUUAUUUAGCGACGACCGUUGUGCCAACAUCUUCGAGGCGUUGGUGGGCACGCUGAAGGCGGCCAAGAAGCAGAAGGUGGUCGACUUCCAAGGCGAGCUGCUUCUGCAGGGGGUCCACGACAAUGUUGACGUCAUCUUGCUGAAAGAAUGAAACCAAUUUUAAUUGGACUGAAUCCUCUGACAACACUGCCUUCCAGCAGUGGAUUCGCCUGUGUCCAAGUUUCUACAACACUUUAGCUAAAAAAAAAAAAAAAAAAAAAGUAUAUAUUUUUUUUUUUUAGGGCCCAGAAAUUCUGACAUAAAAGUGAAAAUAAACAAUCUGCAUUUUUAAGUGAGGCAGCAGCUCUAAAUGGUUAUAGACUCCAGGAGGGGUUUUAUGUUAGGUUACAAAUUUCCAAACAAGAAAAAGAAAGAAAUUAGUGCAUUUUUUUGUUGGAUAUUUUCCCCCUUCCAGCUAUUUGAAAUUAAGUCCAUAAAUCCUCUAAGGAGGCAUGUUUAAAAUGGGAAGCUUGGUUUCUGGAAAAUUAACAUACUCUUCUGCACUUCUACGCUGUCCUGAGUUUUACGAUCUGAAUAUUAUGAAGCUGAAAAAAAAAACGUUAAUACAGAUUAUGCUGGAAGUUGAUUAUUCGAGAAACUGAUAUUUCCGUCUUCCUGAGAUGGAGGCAAACCUUUCGAUACAGGAGUUCAGGGAAAAGUGGUGACCCAUUCAGGGCAACGCUUUUUUAUAAACCAUAUAUAUCAUUUUCCUACAAAUCCAAUCAUUAAAGAUGCACAAAGUGGAAAUGAAAUCUAUGUUUUUAUUUUUUUAUGUUGUGUUUUUGAUGAAAGUAUUCGAACCCAAUCAGAUGCCUUUGUUGAGAAUACCACUGUUUAGGAACAAUGUCUAAUAUCUGUGAUUGUCUUUACUGGAGUGUGCGAUCUAAAAGCAGCUGUUUCUCCAACAGAUGGAAAAAAAUGUGCGUCAGUAGUGUAAAUUGCAGUUGCUUUUGACAACAUGGCUGCUCUGCGUACUGUUUACAUGAGCCACUUCUACUACCUCUUGUGGACUUUAAAACAAGACGUUUUUUGAGCUUUUUAGAACAGCUCAUUAUUUUUUUGACCACAAAGAACGUUAGAAGUGCAUUUUGAGAUUUCCUAGCUGCUCGUCUGAUUUAUAACCACAAAAAAAAACAAAGAUGCUCUUUUUAAAUGUCACUAAUGAAGUUCCUUUACAAAUAACCAAAAAAUGCCUUUGUGGAAACUUCUACUGAUCAAAUGGUGAAUGUAUUUCUUGUGCAGCCUUCAGUGGUGGAAUUGUUCUAAUAAUGAUUCUCAGGACCAAAAAUGUGCUUAAUAACUGUCCCAUGGCCCUAUAUACGCUCUUAAAACAUUUCCUUUUUAAAUGAGGGGGGUUUAUUAUUGUUAAUCCUAUAUGAUUGGUCUACUUAUGACUACUUAACUCAAUUUUCAAACUAUAUAAUACUUCUUUCUGUUUAUGGUGGCACAGGACACACCUGGGUUUGUGUGAAAACUUUGAAAUACUAUUCGUAGAGAUGCAUUGAUUAUGUCUAUUUUAGAAAAAAAUAUUCAGACUUUUAAAACUUGCUGAUAAAUGGAGUCUUUUUCUGUUUGUCUUAAAAAUGUUGCACAAAGAUUUUAAAUUUAAUAAAUGGGGUCAAUUUAAUUGAGCACAACUGAAAGCUAAUGAAAGACAAGUUUAUUUUUUUGACCAUCUGCUCUUGCAUCAACUCUGCCUUUUAGUUUACCUGCAGGCGUUUGUUCUGUUUGAUCUGUAUGUUUUGAUGACGAUAAACGGAUCAGAGCUUUGGGUUAAAGGCCAAGAGAAGCAGAAACGCAUCGGUUAGAAUGAACCCCAAGAGUUUUAAGCGUUGUGGAAAUGAGGAAGCUGUGUGUGUGUCAGUGAUCCGAGUCGGUACUCAGGCCAUUUGCAUUUAGGUGCAUUGUUACUGUAUGUCAUAUUACCAACAGUACUGGGCUUUGUUCUGUGGAACCUGCUUUGAAAAAUAAAGUCUUUACACUUGAAAAUUU
Molecule: messenger RNA, 2261 nt
Organism: Cyprinodon tularosa
Lineage: Eukaryota; Metazoa; Chordata; Actinopteri; Cyprinodontiformes; Cyprinodontidae
Gene: abracl
Product: ABRA C-terminal like
Exons: 3
Coding region: 136-381 (81 amino acids)
Biological process (GO): regulation of actin filament-based process
Source: RefSeq, a predicted model, not a curated record